Medicago truncatula (barrel medic) is the source of this 1690-nucleotide messenger RNA. RefSeq names its product probable xyloglucan galactosyltransferase GT19. The coding region runs from base 270 to 1637 and encodes 455 amino acids. Gene Ontology annotation, molecular function: glycosyltransferase activity. The record is from RefSeq and is a predicted model, not a curated record. NCBI's taxonomy places the organism in Eukaryota, Viridiplantae, Streptophyta, Magnoliopsida, Fabales, Fabaceae. The transcript has 2 exons.
UGGCUAAGAAUUAGAAGCAGAGACAGCUACAUAGGUUUGAGCUGCCGAGGAUUCCCUGCACCGACAAUCCUGUACGGUCAUAAAUCAACCCCCUUCAAUUAAUGGAACUGGUAAGUAAUCACAUUUGUCGCUCUUCUUUUCAUUACAUCAUUGUUAGUUAGAUUAAUUUUACACAUUCACCUUAAUUCAGUUUCAGAACAAGAAAUAAAAAAAGAAACAAAGCUUGAAACACCAUUUUCUUAUGCUAUCAUUCAUCACAUCCUAUUCCGAUGGCACCAUCAAAACCACACAUCUCCAUCUACAUCUCCAUCAUCACUAUCUUCCUCCUCCUCUUGAAUCCAACCAAAUCCGAAGAAAAUAAAAACCUUAAAUCAACAACAACAGAAAAUGAGUGCGAACAACGUUGGAUCCACAUAAGAAAAUUACCACCAAAAUUCAACCUAGAUCUACUCUCAAAUUGUUCAGAAUACACAUUCCUAGACGAUUUAUGUCCUUACUUAGCAAACCAUGGUUUGGGUCAAAAAACCCAUAACCGUUCCCAUAGUUGGUACCGAACCGACCCAUCCAUGCUUGAACUCAUUUUCCAUCGUCGUAUGUUAGAAUAUCCAUGCUUAACGGAAGAUCCUAAAACCGCUAACGCCGUUUAUCUUCCUUACUACGCUGCCUUUGAUUCUCUCCGUUAUCUUUACGGUCCUGAAUAUAAUUCCAGUGAACAACACGGUGUUCAUCUUUUUCAUUUUCUGACCAAAGAAAAUCACCCUGAAAUAUGGAACCGUCAUUCGGGUCAUGAUCAUUUUCUUGUUAUGGCCCGACCCGCUUGGGAUUUCGCUCAGCCGUUGGAUAAUGAUCCUCAUCUUUGGGGAACUUCGUUUCUUGAAUUACCACAUUUUUUUAAUGUAACUGCGUUAACUUUGGAAUCUCGUGCUUGGCCUUGGCAAGAACACGCUGUUCCUUAUCCAACGUCGUUUCAUCCACCGAAUCUCGCUUUGUUGGAUUCUUGGAUUCAGCGUGUUCGUCGAUCAAAGAGAUCUUCUCUUGCUCUUUUUGCAGGUGGUGGUGGUUUUUCUGCUACGCCCAACAUCCGAAGGAGUAUAAGAAUGGAAUGUGAUAAUGAUAACAAUAGCAGUAAUGUGAAUGGGAAUUCAUUUGGUUAUGAAAAGCUUUGUGAAACUGUUGAUUGUUCUAAUGGUGUUUGUGAGCAUGAUCCAAUUAGGUUUAUGAAACCAAUGUUAGGUGCAAAUUUCUGUUUACAACCACCAGGGGAUACUCCUACGCGUAAAUCGACUUUUGAUGCGAUUCUUGCAGGUUGUAUACCUGUGUUUUUCGAGGAUUUGUCUGCGAAAUCACAGUAUUCGUGGCAUUUACCGGAGAAUGAAUUUGAGGGGUUUUCUGUUACUAUACCUAAGGAGGAUGUUGUUUUCAAGGGGUUGAAGAUUUUUGAUGUGUUGCAGAGAAUACCUAGAGCUAGGGUUAGGAGAAUGAGGGAGAAAGUUUUGGAGUUGAUUCCUAGAGUUGUUUAUAGAAAGCAUAAUAGUUCUCCUGGUUUGAGAAAUAAGAAGGAUGCAUUUGAUUUAACAAUUGAUGGUACUUUGAAUAAGAUUCGAUCAAGGCUUCAGGAACUUGAUUUGGUUUUGUAAUUAAGUUUUGUUUUUGGCGAUCUUGAUAUUAAAGUUAAGUUUCCCUUCUGCCA